Molecule: messenger RNA, 1964 nt
Organism: Nicotiana tabacum (common tobacco)
Lineage: Eukaryota; Viridiplantae; Streptophyta; Magnoliopsida; Solanales; Solanaceae
Product: CAAX prenyl protease 1 homolog
Biological process (GO): CAAX-box protein processing
Molecular function (GO): metalloendopeptidase activity
Source: RefSeq, a predicted model, not a curated record
AUUUGUAUAUAAAUUUGUAUAUCGCCCAAAAAAACGUCACUGUAUCAUCUCUCUCACUUUUUCUUUGUUGCUGGACUGAGUCAGUCAUCCAUGGCAUUUCCAUACUUGGAAUCGGUUGUCGGUUUCAUGAUACUAAUGUACAUAUUUGAGACAUACCUUGAUUUACGACAACAUGCGGCUCUUAAAUUGCCAACACUUCCAAAACCUCUGGAGGGAGUGAUCAGCCAGGAAAAAUUCAAGAAGUCCCAGGCGUAUAGUCUCGACAAAAGUAAUUUUCAUUUUGUCCACGAGUUUGUUACCAUACUGAUGGACUCUGCCAUCCUAUAUUUCCGGAUAUUACCUUGGUUUUGGAAGAUAUCACGAGACUUUUUGAUAUACCUUGGUCUCAAUGCAGAGAAUGAAAUAUUUCACACACUAGCAUUUUUAGCUGGAGUUAUGAUUUGGUCGCAGAUCACUGAUUUGCCAUUUUCGUUGUAUUCAACUUUUGUGAUCGAAUCCCGCCAUGGUUUCAACAAGCAAACAGUAUGGUUAUUCUUCAGAGACAUGAUCAAAGGAAUUGCUUUGGCAAUUGUAAUUGGUCCUCCCAUUGUUGCUGCCAUCAUUGUUAUAGUACAGAAGGGAGGUCCUUACUUGGCCAUUUACUUGUGGGGAUUUAUGCUCGUCCUGUCUCUUGUUAUGAUGACUCUUUACCCUAUUCUGAUUGCUCCGCUUUUCAACAAGUUCACUCCGCUUCCGGAAGGAGAACUUAGGUCGAAGAUUGAGAAUCUGGCUUCCUCGCUUAAAUUUCCCCUAAAGAAGUUGUUUGUGGUUGAUGGGUCCACAAGGUCGAGCCAUAGCAAUGCAUACAUGUAUGGAUUCUUCAAGAACAAACGGAUUGUCCUCUAUGAUACACUAAUCCAGCAGUGCAAGAAUGAUGAGGAGGUUGUUGCUGUUAUUGCGCAUGAGCUGGGGCACUGGAAACUUAAUCACACGAUGUACUCCUUCAUAGCUGUCCAGAUCCUCACAUUAUUGCAGUUCGGAGGAUACACUCUUGUUAGGAAUUCAAAGGACUUGUUUCAGAGUUUUGGGUUUGAUACCCAACCAGUUCUUAUUGGACUUAUCAUAUUUCAGCACACUGUCAUACCUCUCCAGCACCUAGUGAGCUUUGGUCUUAAUCUUGUAAGCCGUGCUUUUGAGUUCCAGGCUGAUGCUUUUGCAAAGAAGCUUGGUUAUGCUGCAGCACUUCGAGCUGGUCUUGUGAAACUGCAGGAAGAAAACUUGUCGGCUAUGAACACAGAUCCCUGGUAUUCGGCUUAUCAUUAUUCUCACCCUCCUCUAGUUGAAAGAUUGACUGCGAUUGAUGAAAUCGAUAAGAAGACAGAUUGACAACACGUGGGCGUUCCGCUGUUCAAUAUAGAGUUGGUUCUAUACUUUGCACCACAGAACUGCAAGCAUAACAAACAAUAGGUGUGAUUUACUUUCAGUUGCCAUGAUAUUGUUGAUGUCACAUUCACAUUGUAGUGCUGAGUUAGGAAGGUUACUGGAGCUUCAAGGAGGAAUGACUUUAUGUUUGAUUGUAUUGUUUACAGAAGUUGGGAGCUUCAGCUCGACUUUGCUGAUAAAGUUGGUCAAAAUUUAGGGUUUAUAUAAUCAAACGGUGGCAAUUCGAGCUCUCGAGGAGAUGUACCAGGAACUUCGUAGUAUUUUGGAGGGACAAAAAUAAUGUUUUUUGGUCCCGCCUCUGCAUUUAUGGGCAUAUUUUUCCUUUUCAGCCAGUGCUUCUCUUUUACUAAUUAGUAGUAUUAUUGUUUUCUUUAAAAGAAUUUGCGUAAAAGUUAAAAAAGCAUGUAACCAAAAAGAUAAAUAGGAAUGUUACAUUAAACAUAAUUAGCAUGUUAGAAUUGACUUAUAGAUACAAUAGUCGAGUGCCUAUCUGUAACCAGAUCAUCUAUUUUGCUAUAUGUGCAUCACUAAUUCGUGAUACA